Messenger RNA from Dermacentor andersoni, 597 nucleotides. NCBI's taxonomy places the organism in Eukaryota, Metazoa, Arthropoda, Arachnida, Ixodida, Ixodidae. The record is from RefSeq and is a predicted model, not a curated record.
AGCAUAUUCAUUCUUCUGUAAUUUUUUGCUUAAUUUCAACAUUGACAGGCCACGUUUCGUGAAAGAUUGCUGGAAUGCGCACCACAACUGAUGCAUCUAAUGAAGCUAACUCCAAGAAACGACACCAUGCACAUAGUCGUGCAUGUCCAGGACCAUAAAAAUGAAAAUGAGGAAGCAGUUCAGAUGGCUGUGCUUCCCCUUCUGUGUGCCCACUUCAAAGACGACGAGAAGUGCCUUUUUCAAGUCUUUGAGGAGGGCACCAGUCUUGUAGGGAAGCUUGGUCAGCUACCUUCAACUCCUACCAGCGUCGUACUAGGGAGCAUCUUCAAAAAAGACUGCUAUAUAGCAGCAGAACAGCAGCUCCUCUUUUCAGAAGGAUUAGAUUUUGUGGAGGCGACGUGCCUGCUGUUCCUAACAUACUACGUAUUAAAUAUGUCCUAUGCUGAUGGAGCAGACACCACAUUAGAGUUUUUGCAAAGACAGAUAUUUGACAUAAAUCCGUCAAAGGGCAGCAGAUGCCAAGGUGCAAAAAAGUCACGCACCAAUGUGAGCAUGAAAAUGAUGAGACUCGCCCAGAAGCUUCGAGUGAAUCAGUGA